CGGAUUCAUUUGAAAAGUGGUGCGCGAAAUGGAAACUAUGUGAUACUUGUGCUUAGGUUGUGCAUAUCCGAUUGAUUGGGCUCAUUGAUCGUGUGUCGAAAGUGUUGUAGGAUGUUUAAUGACAAAACAAGCAAACAAGUGCUAGACAUGUUUACCGCAAGCGAUAAAGAACUUGUAGCAGACAAGAAGAAACCUGCUGAAAAUGAGUGGAUCUGUAUGAUGGAAGGCAUUUUCAACACGCUUAACCACACCAUGAUCGGGGUGGUCUGCAUCUAUACCAGCUGGUUGUGUUGGAUAAAUGGAUUCGAGAAGCUGUACACCUGGCACGUGUUUCUCACAUUGAUCGGGUACCAUCUACUAAUGGCCGAAGGGAUCGUGUUGCUGUACAGUGGCAACGGUUGGACGCAGAAGCUCACCCACUCACACAAGCGCACCAUCCACUGGCUGGUCGAGGCGGUAGGUUGCAGUUGCUGUGUAGUAGGCAUUGCGCUCGAGAUUUACUUCCGCGAGUCGACCAACCGGCGACACUUUUCGUCGACGCACAGUAUCGUUGGACUUAUAUCGCUCGCAUUCCUCGCCCUUACCCUGGUAAAUGGGCUGAUGGCAUUGUUUGCGCCCGAGCUUCGACGACGCAUUCGACCGAUCUACUCCAAGCUGGGCCACUAUCUAACCGGCACGGUGUGCUACGUGCUGGGCAUGGUGGCGAUCGUGCUGGCGUAUGAGAAAAAAAUCUACCGUCAGAACACUAUCACCGAGGGCAUAACGAUGAUGACCGUGUUCACGAUAGCGGUUACCGUCCUCAGUAUGGUGGGGGUGGUGAAAACGGUCUACAAUCAAGUGAAAACACUCGCAAAAUAAGCUGUCCUUAAGGAUUUGUUGGUAUGGUGGGAUAACUAUGCGAUAGUGUUUUAGAAUUUACUAUCGCGAAAUUAUUUUAAUUAGAUGUAUAGUCUGUUAGGAAACAUAGAAUAGAUGCAUUUAAAAGAUAUUAAAUGAUCAAAAAGUAAUAAAAAUGAAAUUAUCAUCAAUUAUAGUUUUUAAUCAACUAGUAUCUAGGGCCGGUCUGGUGGUACAGUUGUCAACUCGUACGACGUAACAACAUGCCCGUCAUGGGUUCAAGUCCCAAAUAGAC
Anopheles merus is the source of this 1132-nucleotide messenger RNA. RefSeq names its product cytochrome b561 domain-containing protein 2-like. The transcript is spliced from 2 exons. NCBI's taxonomy places the organism in Eukaryota, Metazoa, Arthropoda, Insecta, Diptera, Culicidae. Gene Ontology annotation, molecular function: transmembrane monodehydroascorbate reductase activity. The coding region runs from base 112 to 858 and encodes 248 amino acids. The record is from RefSeq and is a predicted model, not a curated record.